CUUAGGUUUUUCAGUUUCCUUAGGCUGUUCAGUUUCCUUAGGCUGUUCAAUUUCCUCAAGUUGUUCGUGUUCCUCGGGUUGCUCUAAUACCUCGAGUUCUUCCUUUAAUUCAUCAGUAACCUCCACCUUUUCCUCGUCUACUUUCAUUUCGUCUAAGUUUUCGGUGACAGUAGAUUCUUGUUGGGUAUUAGUCGUCAUGAUAGAAGCUGGUUCAGAUUGUUUCACGUCUACAUUAGGUUCAGGAGUACCAAUCUCAGUCUCUUCGCCUACAGUAAUGGUGGAUACAGACUGACUCUUUAAGCUCAAAGAUUCAUCGAGUUGGAUUUCUGUCACUUUUUCUUCAAUAAUGACAUUUUCAGCAUUGCUUUCCUUUUCAACCACAACGGCUUGUUCUUCUAUAAUGAUCUGUUGCGUUUCGGCUUGUGACUGCUUUGGUUUUAUGGUUUCGUUAUUAUCAACAGUAGUUACUUUUCGUUCUUUGACGGAUCGUGUGACAGGUUCCUGGCCUUUUUUGCUGUUGUCUUUUUUGUUGUUAGAAGCUUUCCAAGUCAAAAAUGUACAGGCCGUGAUAACAAUAACAACACCUACACCAAUAAGUGCGGCUUUUUUUGUUCUCAACUGAUUUGCGAUAUUAGACAUGCCGGGUUGUAGCAACAGAUUUUUUUUUCGAAAAAAAAAAUAUAUAUAUCUAGAGACGUUGUUCAAAGAAAGAGAAAAAGAAAAAGAAAA
Messenger RNA from Gilbertella persicaria, 729 nucleotides. RefSeq lists its product as uncharacterized. The coding region runs from base 347 to 622 and encodes 91 amino acids. The transcript has 3 exons. Lineage: Eukaryota; Fungi; Mucoromycota; Mucoromycetes; Mucorales; Choanephoraceae. The record is from RefSeq and is a predicted model, not a curated record.